UUAACUCCCCCACUCGCUACAGGAUGACGCAGAUAGCCCCGGUGUGUGUGUCUGUGCAGAGCAGCAGCAUCCUCCAGCAUCUCCACCGGUUGAUGAUGGAGACGGGUACACGGAUGAAGCUGCAGUAGAGACCCAGGGAAAAUGCUUUGAGACACACCGAGCCGUGUUCAGCCCGUGUCCCCGGCCGUUGAUGACUUUUUUUCCCCGAUGGGUUGUGGAGGGAGUCGGGCGGAUGCGAUCAUCGAGCCGAGGUACCAUGAGAGCUGGACCAGAGAAACGGAAUCGACGUGGCUUACAAAUACGGACGUAGAGACCUCUCUACCAGUGGCCAACAGUAAAGCUCUGGAGGCCAGUCUGAGGGAGAAGAGGAUGGUGAACACAGGCACCCAGUGUGGGAAGCAGGCCCUCACAUCCACUGGCUCCAACCACCAGCGGAGACCCAGGAGAUCCCUAACAGAUCAGACCACUCGAGACUCCAAGAGGAGAGCAUCAAAGGAAGCUGGUGCAUCGUUAAAGGAUGGGCAGUCCGUCAGUAUCAACAGCAGCGGGGAUACUGAACCUGAAAACGUGUGUGAUGAAAGAUGAAGAUGCAACCAGGACUCUGUGAGGAAGAGGAAGAUGGACGAAGCUGCAAGCAGGGUCAUCAGGAAACAGGGCCGCUGAUUUACAGAAAGCGUGAGGAUGAAGUUUGCGAAUGACUCUCAAUCUCAGCGAUUUACAACAUAAGCACCUGCACAUGUCUCCAUCCAAAGACCUUGGGAUGCUGCAUCUUUGGUGUGCCAUUGCAAAUGCAUGUGUGAAGCAAGAGAGUAGAGCCAUAAACAGUGUUCACACUCCACCAUGCUUUUCUACGCCAUGCUUACGGUGCCGGUCAGGGAAUGCGUCACUGUGUUGAGCUAAUUUUACGAGAAAACUAGAACAGACUGUCUCAUAUGCACAUGAUAAUCACAAGCUGCACAUCAAAUGUUGUCUGUCUGGGGCCUCCCUUAAAAGUUUGCUUCAGUUCUUUGUGCAAAUAUAUUCCUUUUGUUGUGAAUGAAAAACGGAUGUGUGGGAGCCAAUGAUGAUGCUGUUGAACCUCGGUCAAUGCUGUAAAUGAUUUUUCAUUUCAAAGACCCUGAAGUGCUGUAUAGAAGCUGAGAUUUGGAAGUUUUGAAGCUUGAGGGCUGAAGAUAGUCGCUUCCAGCCUUCGCAAGAUGAAAAGAACAAACACACCCGCAUGUGCCUACAAUUCAUAUUGAUCUUAACUGCUUCUGGUUUCAAUUUGGGAUUUUUUUCUACUUUCUUCUGAAACAUUUUGUCUUUAGUUCUAUAUCUUCUCUUUUUGUUACAAGAAAUGUUAUUUGUGUUGCUUACUCUUAUCUGCAUGUAUUAAUCAAUCUCAAAUAGAUUCAGCCUUGGCUCUGCCCAUAAUUUAGCAAAAACAAUCUCUGUGAUUAAAUAAUUUGCCUUUUUCAGCACAUAAAAUUAGAAAAAGUGUGUGAUCACAAAAGGUGAACAAGACACUGAAAUUUAUGGCCAGCAGAGGGCAUUGUUUACCAGCUGGGAUCUUACAAGCUGAAGACCUCAGGAGGAUUGCUAAUGGCAUCAGCAGAAACCACUUUCAGAGAACCACUUAAUGGAUGCUUAAGUGAGUUUUGCUGGAGUCUAAUUAAAAGGCAAUCUCUCAGAAGUGUGUCGUCUGUGAAUUCAGUCUGACCUCACAUUAACUGCUUGUGAAACCUGUUGCUUAUCCAGUGUUAUACCGAUGAACUGAGAAGACGGAAAACUUUAUGUACAGUCAAAGUUUUGUGAUGGAUUUUAAUACACAGUAUUUAUUUAUCUUUUCUUCUUUCAAUUAAAAUCAUUUCCAGCUUCUUAAGUUCUGAAAUCAAGUGAGGUGUGAUAUGAGGAGUCAUUUCUCUUUGAACAUUGGCACCAACUGAAUUAAAAACCCUAUAUCAA
Messenger RNA from Notolabrus celidotus (New Zealand spotty), 1944 nucleotides. Its product is annotated as brain and acute leukemia cytoplasmic protein. Bases 208 to 585 code for a protein of 125 amino acids. Lineage: Eukaryota; Metazoa; Chordata; Actinopteri; Labriformes; Labridae. The record is from RefSeq and is a predicted model, not a curated record. Gene Ontology annotation, cellular component: cytoplasm. The transcript is spliced from 3 exons.